GUGGACGGCAACUACAAUAAUGGCGGACAGGUUCUAUAUCGAGCCCCGUUGGAGAUCCCACUCGGUGGUGAAGUUCACUUUUAAUCUCUUCGUUUCCAUGGCGGAGAAGCCUCCGCCGCAAGGUCCUGUUCUGCCCGCCGACACUCCUCCAGCCACGACCAAGGACGGGCAUGCCUGGGGGCGCCUAACCAAGUCAUCGACGUCGUCAAGCAUGAAGAAACUCAUUCCCAUUCCCGAGCGAGCGCCGUUUGGCCAGGGCAUGGUCCUCUCCGUGUUGUACCUCGGGUUCGCGACUGUGGUGGCCGUGAGUACGUACUACCUCAACAGCAUUGCCAACACACCCGUCCUCUUUGGCGUCGUCAUGCAAGCGUUCGACUACAAUCAAUGGGACGUCCCGGUCAACACGCUCCUCCAAGGAUCUGGCGACAUCAACAUGACGUACUCGUCGUCUCCCAUCGACGGGACGGUCUCCCUGAGCGACCUCCUCUACAAGACGUGCGGGAUGAACGACCAGGGGUGCGCCGCCACGUUCCUUGGCGACACGAACCAGGUCUGGAUGGCCGUCGGGAAGGCGUUUUCGCUCAUUCCCAACUUUGACCAGCCCCUCUUCCAAGACCCGACCAAGCUCGUCAAGUUCAAGCACAUCAACAACCUGAGCGGGUGGAACAAAGCGGUUGUCCAGUUCUACAUCGAUGGCCACGACAUGGCGAUCACGUGCAUGGUGCGCCGCACGAGCUUCUAUUUGAGCCAGGAAGCCGAGUCCACGGCGACUGUCGACUCGCUCGCGUACUGCUCGGAGCGCAAGUAUGACCCGAAAUGGAUGUGCGAGAACGAAGUCGGCCUCGACGUCAACACGUACGCAAUCCAGGUCAACAAGGGCGUCGCAACCUACAUCGGCGUAUGCAAACGCAGUCAGAUAUACCUCCACGCGGGCCACACGGCCCAGGUCACGGGCGGGCUGAGCGGCAGUCAGUUCAUUCGGACUGUGCCCGCCGUCGACGAGUACAUGGGCGGGAUCAUCCAGGCCAGCGCGCCGUGGGACGUCCUCGGAGUGUCCCAAUGCUACACGUACAACUUUAACACGAAUCUGGGGUGGCUGCUCCAGAUUCAGGGCGUCGUCACCAUGACGUGGAAGUGCGACUCGCUCAUGGUGACCAACUCGAUCGUGCUGUGGGCCAUGUCGAUAUACCUCGUCGCGCUCCAGCUCAUCUUCCUCCGUCGGAGCGUCAUUUGCAGCGUCCCGGUCUACAUGUCCAAGACGGUCAUUGGCCUCGCGAUCCUCUUCGUCGCGUUCUACGGGAACGAAAACCUCCAGGCGCUGACGACGUUCCUCAUCCAGAACCCCGUCGGUGGCUUUCCGUCCAUGUUUUACGCGCUCUGCGGCCCUGCCCAAGUCGCGUCCAUCGUCGGUAUCAUGACUGGCACACUGAUCCAGAUCUGGUUCAACCCGCUCGUCGUGACGCAGACGUGGCUCGUCAUGCUCUUCAGCUGCAUCAACUGGAUCGUCGUCUUUGUCCUUGAAGGCUUUGUCUUCCCGUACAUGAACUUGAACAUACCAGGACUUUGCGGCCUCCCUACCUCCACGAGCUGCUUGGUCUACAGCGCCAUCGAUCGAACGUACUACCUGUCGGCCAUCAUAUCCGGGGCCAUCGUGAUCCUGGCCAUCGUAGUCAUUUACGCUCACUCCAAGUUCUACACGAGCCCGAUCGCAGUGCCCAGCGACAACUCGGUCCUGCAGUACUUGAACGUGCCAGACUUUAGCACGAUCGCGACCACGACGAGAGGGUGCGUUGCUCUCAACAGCGACGGCCAGCCCGGCAUCGACGAAGGCAUUUUGCUCAUCAAGAAUAUGCUCCACGUGUCCGACACGGUCUUGACGCGGUCGUCCAACGUCCAGUUCGAACUCAUCUACCGAUUCACGCCUGGGUUUCUGCGUCGGUUUUUCAGCGAGAGCAUCGGGUCCAUUCUCGUGUACGAGGUCCAGGAAGGCAAAAUCACGGGCAAGUUCCACCACAAGUUUCUGCACGAAAUGGACAUUGGCCACAUGGGCAAAGUCACGGGGUACUUUUCGUGAUUAAGGGCUCCACCAUUGCUCGCGAGGAUAGCCGUCGCUUGAGGAUGUCCGCUACUAUCAUCGUGGGGUAGGCUAUAUCUGUAGAACUAACAUGCACUUGUUCAUUUAAA
Aphanomyces invadans is the source of this 2184-nucleotide messenger RNA. RefSeq lists its product as hypothetical. The record is from RefSeq and is a predicted model, not a curated record. The transcript has a single exon. The coding region runs from base 20 to 2074 and encodes 684 amino acids. Lineage: Eukaryota; Oomycota; Saprolegniomycetes; Saprolegniales; Verrucalvaceae.